Salvia miltiorrhiza (redroot sage) is the source of this 1020-nucleotide messenger RNA. Its product is annotated as protein VACUOLELESS GAMETOPHYTES-like. The transcript is spliced from 2 exons. The record is from RefSeq and is a predicted model, not a curated record. NCBI's taxonomy places the organism in Eukaryota, Viridiplantae, Streptophyta, Magnoliopsida, Lamiales, Lamiaceae. The coding region runs from base 67 to 972 and encodes 301 amino acids.
UAUAUAUAAUAUAGUAUUGUCUUUUCGAGAGUGCAGUUAGUGAUAAUUAAGAAGAGAAGAAAAAGAAUGUCGAGAGAGAAAGAAGGAGAAAUGGAGAAGGAGAGUAUUCCUCAUAUAUUUCAUCAACACCCGCUGAGUUUGAUCCCCAACCGGGCCGCGGAAACUGAUAAUUCUUGGAGCACUUGGUGUUAUGGUUGUUGGAGAUACUUUUUACCAGGAGAGGCAGCCUAUGGAUGCAGCCAAAAAUGUGGAAUGAAUUGGCUAUUACACAAAGAAUGCAUGGAGAUGCCGAGAGAGAUCCGCCAUCCUCUCCACCCUUCACACUCACUCACACUACAAGAUUCUUCAUAUGCCGCUACCAGAUCAUGUGCAGUUUGUGAGUUUGUAGCGUAUGGGUUGUUGUACAAAUGUAGUGGGGGGUGUGAGUGGUGGAUCCACUUCGGAUGCACAGGGGAUUUUGAAGCGGCAGUAGUUGAUGAUUCAACAAUGAAGCACCCAAGCCACCCUCAACAUCAACUCAUCAAGAAAACAAGAUGGUGCUCCUUCCCUUGCGAUGCCUGUGGUGCCACUCACAAAGGGAAGUCCUACAUCUGCACCCUUUGCGACUACUGGCUACACGAGACCUGCGCACUCUUGCCUGUGUCUGCGCCCUUCCCUCAUCAUCGCCCCGACCACUAUCUCUCACUUGCUUUUAAUCUGCCAUAUGAGUACAUCAAAUAUGAAUUUGUGUGUGCUAUAUGCAGCGAAACUUUGCCAAUGAGACGUUGGGUCUAUCAUUGCCAGCUUUGCAGAUAUGUGGUCCAUAUCAACUGCGCCACCAAUACAUCCUCCCUCUCACUUUCGAAUUCAUCUAAUAAUGAAAAUGCAAUUGAUGAUGCGAAAGACAUUACCAAGGGUCCAAUAGAUGACAUAUAUGAGGAGAUUAUCAGACCAUUCGUUAAAAGAGAGAGGACAAAUUUCCAUCACUCAUGAUCAUGACAAUCAGAAGACCUAUGAGAAGUACAGGUUCCCCAAUCACCC